AUGCAGAGUCGGUCGUCCCAGGCUGCUGGGGCGCAUGACUGGCGUGCGGCUCUAAAAAACCGGGGCCGUUCUUUCCAAACGAUGCACGACUGGGGCGCGAAGCAGGAGGACCAGCAGCAGCAGGUGGAGAGUCGCGAGGGCCUGCGAGCGGGUGACGGCUUGCCGGAAGCCGGUAAGUUUACCGGCAACUGGACCGGGCCGUCAGACGCCGGCAGGUUCACAGGCGGGGAUCGCCCAUCGGAGACGGACAGCGGAUCUUCCGACGUCAGAAAGGAGUUAUUGAACAACAACGGCUCGUCUUCUUACGUCAGCGGGUCAGCGGUUGCUACGGCGUCUUACGCGGCGUCGCAAAGCCAGCGCGAGGCUUGUGAACCGGGCGCUGUUAGCUCCGCGCGGUCCGCGAUGGAGGAGGUGCGACGCGUGGAGAAGAAGAUGGAAGCAAUGGAAUCCCGGCAAGGAACGCUUAGAGCUCCUGAGUCGGACCGGGCGGUUGACGCGGAUCGGUCUCUCGACUCGAACGCUAUGGAUCGCACCAUCGAGUCGCCUGAAGCGUCUUCUAACGCGCUACAAAAUGACGCGUUACAGAAUGACGCGUUGCUAAACAAAGCGGCUAUGGAACGAGCGAUAGAAGCCAUGGAACGAAUCGGCACGAGUGGCGGCGGGGACGGCGGAGGCGGAGGCGACGAGGGAGCUGGGGGAAGAGCCGGUGAGGGGGACAGCGGAGACGCAGAGGGGGGGCGGCGGCGGGGGAGGGGGAAGGAUGUGGCGGAACUCGAGAAGGAGGUCGAAGAGGCGAAGCAAGCGUCGCACCGCAUAGCCGUUAUGUUCUACCAGCAAGACCAGGAGCUUAAAGACCUGAGAGAGAAUCACCUGGCGCUUCAGGAGGACCAUAAGCGCAUAUCGGUUCAGCUACAAGCGGCGCAGGCGGAGACGGACGAGCUGUGGAACCAGCUGGCGGCGGCGUCCCGCCAGAAGGAGGCGGCGGAAGCGACGGCGGCGGAACUGCGCCUGAAGAUCCGCAUGCUCGCGGGGAACGUGGAGGAGCUGGAGGGGGAAGCGGAGGCCGCCGGGGGUUGGGGCGGCGGGGGAAGAGGCGGAGGCGGAGGAGGAAGCGGAGGUGGAGGUGGGGGAGGGGUUGGCGGAACGACUGCCGUGGAGGGAGUUAGCAGUUUAGAGUCUGAUCUGGUUGGCUUGCGGAAACUCAAGGAGUUAGAAUGGGAGUUAAUAUCCGCGCGAAGCGCGCGCGACCGCGCUAUGACCGUCUUGGCGGGAAUGAGAGAGGAGUGGAAUAAUCUCCGCAAACUGCGCCUGCAGCUUGACGCGCUGACGGCUAGCAGGGAGGUUGCCGGCGGUUCUGCUGGCGCCAGCGGCGGCCGCGGUGCUCAUGCGAUGGACCGCGCAGCCAGGGGGAAACUUGCUGGGGAAGACGUGCGGGGAAGGGCAUAUAGCGGAACGAGACGGGGGGAGGAGGACGCGGGGGAAGCGGGAGGGGAUGAGCUGUUAAAGGGAGUGGAGUCGGAGAUUGCGGAGGAGGCGGACAAGUGGCGGAAGGUGGUUGGUCAGCUGCAGGAGGACCACGUGCGCGCAGUCGUGGAGGCGCAAGACGCGGCGGAGAAAUGCGCGGGCGCGCGGAGGCAGGCGGAAGCCGCCAGUGAAGAAGCGAUGAGGCUUAGGCGGGACAUCGAGCGUGUAAGAGAGGAGAAGACUAUAGCAGAGGAGGAUCUGAGGGAUUUCCGCAAGGGUUGGAAGGACCUAGCCGGGCAUUUAGAAACUUUCGCGGCUAAGGUGAGCGAAAUGGAUGCGGAAUUAGCGGUGAAGAGAAAGGAGAGAGAGGUGAUGGCGAUGGAGAUCGAACGGUCCGUGAAAGAGCGCGAUCUGAUGGCUGUGGAGAUCGGACGGGUGAGAAAGGAGCGAGAUUUUAUGUCGGUGGAGAUCGAACGGCUGCGGAAAGAUCGCGAUCUGAUGGCGCUGGAGAUCGAACGGCUGAGCAAAGAGCGUGAUUUUAUGGCGGUGGAGAUGGAUCGGCUGAGCAAGGAGCGCGCAGAGGCGGAAGAAUCGGCGGAGCGCGCGCGGGGGGAGAUGUGGGGAGAGCGGGAGAAGCGGCUGGGGGAAGUGCAAGAAGCGGAGGAAAAAGCGCGGAGUAUUCGCGAACGCGCGGGGAACGCGUUAGAAGCAUACGCGGAAGAGAGAAAAGAGAUUGAGAAUAUGUUACUGCACCGAGUGCAAACCUUACAGUCGGCGGUGGAGGAGUUGCAAGGGCAGCUUGAUCACGUGCAAGGCGCGAAAAGCAGGCUCGCGCACGCCGCGGGGGCGUUCAUGCGGGAAUUUCAGUACACUGGCGCAGGGGGAGGGGAACGGGGAGGGGGAGGCGGAGGCGGAGCGGAAGGAGGGAGGUUUCGGGAGGCAGCGAACGAAUAUUACAGCGAAGGCGGGGCUUCCAGGGGAGUGGGCGCAGGGCUGGUCUUCCUGGAUGAUAGAGGGAGGGUGGAGAAUCUUGGCCUUCCAUCUACCGGAGAUGGUUUGGGGUUCAAAAUCGGACGGUCGUUAGAGCAGGGCUUGUCUGGGCGGCAGAUAAUUGAAGAGCUGGAUUAUCUGUCCGAUGGCGGGGGCUUGGGAGGCGGUAACGGCCGAGCCUCUGGAGCAGGUCGGGAUGAGACGGUCCGAGGCAUGGCUGGGCAGAGGGGCGUUGGAUCAAGAAGUGGUGGGCGAGGGGCGAUGGGGAUGACAGCCGCAGCAGCAGUGACUGCUGUAGACUACGGAACAUCAUCCAUUGGGGGUGCUGGUGGUGGUGCUGGUGGUGCAAGGAGGUGGAGUGCAGCAGCAGAGCUUGAGCAAGCUUUACAGGCAGAUAGGGGUUGUGGUGUGGGGAGCAAUGUGGAUGAUGACAUGAGGUCAACACGCAGUGGGGGCAGGUCAAGGAGGGCUUAUGGCGGAGGAGGGACAGGAGUAGGAGUAGGAGGAGGGUAUGGUGGUGGUGGUGCGGGGGCAGGGUUGCAGGCGAGGACUCCGAGGGAGAGUGCACGGGCUGGCGUGUUUUCAGACACAUAUGCUGCUCCGCGUUCAGCAUCUCGAGGCAGGGGCGGACUGCGUGGUUCCCUGGAGGAAGACGAUGGUGCCGAUGCUGUGUCAAUCGCCACUUCGAUUCGUCGGGAGAGGGAACGCGAGCGAGAGCGGGACCGAGACCGCGGCACCGAGUAUCUGCAGCAGUGCGAUCGUGAGCGUCGAUUCCGGGAUGAGAGGGAGGACGACGACAGGAUAUCCGUUCACGCUCUGGAGAAGUAUGCGCCGAACCUGGCUCGCAGUUUGAACGUUGGCGGCAUUGCAUCUUCAGGAGUAGCUGGAGGUGGUAGGCGUGGGGUUGACGACGAUGAAGAUGCCAGGAGUGUUAGCAGUCAUGGGAAGACGAUCGAGGAGACUUAUCAGCGCAAGACGCCGCUAGAGCACGUGCUCCUCCGGCCGGACACGUACAUAGGUUCGGUGCAGACGCACGUGGGUCCGCAGUGGGUUUGGGAGCAGGGUCGGAUGGUACACCGCGAGGUUCGGAUGGUUCCGGGGCUGUAUAAGAUAUUCGACGAGAUUCUGGUGAAUGCGGCGGAUAACAAGCAGCGCGACCCGAGCAUGGACGCUAUUAAAGUGUGGAACAACGGUCGUGGAAUUCCGGUGGAGGUUCACGCGAAGGAGGGAUGCUACGUGCCAGAGCUCAUCUUCGGGCACCUGCUGACAAGCAGCAACUACGACGACUCGGCGCGCAAGACCACGGGCGGGCGCAACGGGUACGGCGCGAAGCUGGCGAACAUCUUCAGUACGGAGUUUGUGGUGGAGACAGCAGACGGCAGCCGGCAGAAGAAGUACAAGCAGGUCUUCUCUAACAACAUGAGCGUCACGAAACCCCCAAUCUUAUCAAAGAACAUGAGCAUCAAGAAGCCCCCUGUCUUCUCUAAGAACAUGAGCGUAAAAAAGGAACCAGUAAUCAAGGACUGCAAGCCCACCGACAACUUCACCUCAAUCACCUUCCACCCGGACUUGGCCAAAUUCGGGCUCGAUUCUCUAGACGCAGACCACGUGGCACUCAUGAGCCGACGUGUCGUUGACGUGGCAGGGUGCCUGGGGAAAUCCGUGAAGGUCACGCUCAAUGGCACGCGUGUGCCUGUGAAAUCGUUUGCGGAUUAUGCGGGGUUGUAUCUUGCCCCUCCUCCGCCGCCCACCCCGCAACCCCCCGCCACUCCGCCAUCAUCAGGGGAAGGGGGGAGCGGAGGGGGCGGAGGGGAAGGCGGGGAGGGGGCAGGGGCGGAAGGAGGGGUGUCUGCAGCAGAAGCGGCAGCGGCAGCAGCUGCAGCUGCUGCUCAUCCUUCAACUCAUGAGAAGCUCCCAAGCUUCGUGAACGCCAUUGCGACCACGCGAGGAGGCACGCACGUGAACAUGGUAUCAGAGCAGAUCGUGAGGUACCUGCUGGACAAGGCGCAAAAGAAGGCUGCCACUGGCAAGCAUGGGUCCGCCAGUGGCGCUGCUGCCAUCAAGCCGCACCAGAUCGUGCGGCACCUGCUGGAGAAGGUGCAGAAGAAGGCCAGCACUGGCAAGCACGGGUCUGCCAGUGGUGCUUCUGCCAUCAAGCCACACCAGGUGCGCAGUCAGCUGUGGGUGUUUGUGAACUGCCUGGUGGUGAACCCAGCCUUUGACUCGCAGACCAAGGAGAGACUCAAACACGCGCCCCUCUGUGCUCUAUCCCUUUUCUUGCUUGCCUAUUCCUCUGGUCUCUUUCAGGUGCGCAGUCAGCUGUGGGUGUUUGUGAACUGCCUGGUGGUGAAUCCAGCCUUUGACUCGCAGACCAAGGAGACGCUCAACACACGCCCCUCUGACUUUGGCUCCAAGUGCCACCUCUCGGAAGACUUUCUCAAGAAAGUGGCUGCCAAGUGCGGCAUAGUGGAGCAUCUGCUGUCCUUGGCAGCGCACAAGCAGACCAAGGAUCUCAAGCGCAGCGACGGCAGCAAGAGGCAGCGCGUGUCGGGCAUAACGAAGCUGGACGAUGCCAACGAGGCGGGUGGUAGGAAUGCGGAGCACUGCACCCUGAUAUUGACAGAAGGAGACUCUGCUAAGACUCUGGCGGUGUCUGGGCUCAGUGUGGUGGGCCGUGAUCGCUACGGUGUGUUUCCCCUGCGAGGCAAACUGCUGAACGUGAGGGAUGCGUCUCACCGGCAGAUGAUGGAGAAUACUGAGAUUGGGCAUCUGAAGCAGAUCCUGGGGCUGCAGCAUGGGAAGAGCUACGAGAGCGUGAAGGCGCUGCGAUACGGGCACCUUAUGAUCAUGACUGACCAGGACCACGAUGGAUCCCACAUCAAGGGGCUUUUGAUCAACCUGCUGCACUCCUGCUGGCCGUCCCUGCUCAAGCACCCCUCCUUCCUCCGCGAAUUCAUCACCCCGAUCGUCAAAGCCACCGGGCCUAGAGGCCGCACCCUCGCCUUCUACACCAUACCUGAGUACGAGGCUUGGAAGCGGACCUUAGGCUCGGAGGCGAGGCAGUGGAAGGUGAAGUACUACAAGGGUCUGGGCACGAGCACACCUAAAGAAGCCAAGGAGUAUUUUGCACAGCUGGACCGGCACAGGAAGGACUUUGAGUGGCGGGGGGAGGGCGACGGGGAGCGGAUCGAGAUGGCGUUUAGCAAGAAGGCGGUGGAUGCGAGAAAGCAGUGGCUGCGCUCCUAUGAGCCCGGCACGUACCUGGACCAGACGGCGCAGCGCAUCAGCUACAGCGACUUUGUGGACAAGGAGCUCAUCCUCUACUCCAUUGCUGACAACAUGCGCUCCAUCCCCUCCGUUGUGGACGGGCUCAAGCCGGGGCAGCGCAAGAUCCUCUUCUCGUGCUUCAAGCGCAAGCUGCACUCAGAUAUCAAGGUGGCACAGCUGGCAGGGUACGUGUCAGAACACGCAGCGUACCAUCACGGCGAGCAGAGUCUGAUGAGCACCAUUGUGAACCUCGCCCAGGACUUCGUGGGCAGCAACAACGUCCACCUGCUCGUUCCGUCCGGGCAGUUCGGAACUCGCCUGCAGCACAAGCUGAUGAAUUUGCGCCCUCUUCCAUCUCUCUGCCCUAUCACCGCCUUUCUCUUCCUCUUCUCCCUCCUCUCCCUUCUCUCCCUCCUCUCCAGCAUCUCCUUCCUCUUCCUUCUCUCCCUCCUCUCCCUCCUCUCCCUCCUCUCCCGCCUCUCCCUCCUCUCCCUCCCCUCCCUCCUCUCCCGCCUCUCCCUCCUCUCCCUCCCCUCCCUCCUAUCCAUCCUCUCUCAUCUCUCCCGCCUCUCCCUCCUCUCCCUCCUCUCCCUCCUCUGCCGCCUCUCCCUCCUCUCCCUCCUCUGCCGCCUCUCCCUCCUCUCCCUCCUCUCCCUCCUCUCCCUCCUCUCCCUCCUCUCCCUCCUCUCCCUCCUCUUCCGCCUCUUCCUCCUCUCCCUCCCCUCCCGCCUCUCCCUCCUCUUCCUCCUCUCUCUUCUCUCCCUUAUCUCCGUCCUCUCCCGCCUCUCCCUCCACUCUCUCCUUUACCACCUCUCCCUCCUCUCCCUCCUCUCCCUUCUCUCCAUCCUCUCCAUCCUGUCCCUCGUCGCCCUCCCCGCCCUCCUCUCCCUCCCCUCCCUCCCCUCCCUCCUCUCCCUCCCAUCCCUCCUCUCUCCCCUCUCUCUCCUCUCUUCCUCCUCCCUGCCCCUCCUGUGUGUCUUGGCUGACGACGCCCUACUGGAUUACCUGGAUGACGACGGGCAGAGGAUCGAACCCAAGUGGUACGUGCCCAUCCUGCCCAUGGUGCUCAUCAACGGCAGUGAGGGCAUCGGCACGGGGUGGAGCUCGUAUGUGCCGACGUUCAACCCACGGGACGUGGUGGCAAACCUCAAGAGGCGCAUGCGAGGGGAGCCCAUGCUGCCCAUGCACCCCUGGUUCCGCGGAUUCAAGAUUAGGGGGGGUAUGCUGGGGGGAAGCGGGAGGGAAUGGGAGGGAAAGGGGUGGCAGGGUUUGUCCUUUAGUGGAUUACUUGGCACGGGGUGGAGCUCGUAUGUGCCGACGUUCAACCCGCAGGACGUGGUGGCGAACCUCAAGAGGCGCAUGAAAGGGGAGCCUAUGCUGCCCAUGCACCCCUGGUUCCGUGGCUUCAAGGGUUCCAUCCAGCUGACGUCAGCGCGGCAGGGAGGAGGCAACUCGUACACCGUGACAGGUGUCGCGACGCGAUUGGCCAGCAGCAGCGGCGGGCGCAAGGGCGAGAAGCAGCCGCAGCAGCAGGGAGUGACAGGUGUCGCGAUCACAGAGCUCCCCAUCCGCACGUGGACACAGAACUACAAGGAGUUUCUGGAAGGGAUGAUGGGAGGAGCGGGUGGUGGUCAUGGUGGUGGGGAGGGAGGGGGAAAGGUGGCGCUGAUUAAGGACAUGAGGGAGUAUCAUACUGAUACGUCGGUGCAUUUUGAGGUGGAAUUUACUGCUGAGGGAGCGGCGUAUUUCAUGGGAGAAGGAGGGACGGUGGGAGCGAGGAGAGGAAGUUCUGCAGCGGCUGCUGCUGCCUCUGCUGCUGCUGCUGCUGCUGCGGCGGCGGCGGCGGCAGGGGCAGACGUAGGGGGGGAGGGGAUGGGCGGAGGAGGAGCAGGAUGUGAGGGGGAGAGAGCAGAGGGGCAAGAGGAGGAGGAGGGAGAGGAGGCGAGGAGGGAGAGGGAGGAGAGGAGGGCGCGCGCGCAGUGGGCGGUGAUGGAGAAGCGGCUGAAGCUGACAACGACGAUGAACACGGGGAAUAUGCACCUGUUUGAUGCAGAUGGGCGCAUGAAGAAAUACGACAGCCCGGAAGACAGUGAGUCGAGGGAGUGUUUGGGGGGUUACGUGAGUGUGAUGGGAGUGCUUCGGGAGACUCUUUAUCGAGGACUUUUACGGCAUUCGUCUGGGGUACUUACGAACGAGCAGAGGAAGGAGCACCAGCUGGCACAGCUGCGCCACAAGCUGGCCUUCCCUUACCUUACUCUUCCUGCCCUCCCUCCCUGUUCCUCACCCUCAUCAGUAAUCGAGGACUUCUAUGGCAUUCGCCUGGGGUAUUAUGAGCAGAGGAAGGAGCAUCAACUUGCACAGCUGCGUCAUGAGCUGCUGCGGCUGGACAACCGCGCUCGCUUCGUGCGGGCGGUGAUUCAAGGCGACGUGGUGAUCACCAACAGGAAGCAGGCUGACAUCGUGGCACAGCUCAAGGUACGUGGUUUCACCCCUCUUCCCAAGGGUCACGCGGCCGCCCCUGUGGUGGUUGCUGACGUGGACCCGGGCAGCACUGAUGUCAGCGCGGAUGGGGAUGACGUGGAGAUGGACGACGUGGAAACACCAGCAGGGCACAAGGCAGGGAAGGGGAAAAACACAGCAGCAGCAGGAAAAUCAGGAGCCGCAGGAAAAACAGCAGCAGCAGGAGCAGUACCAUCAGCAGGAGCAGUGGGAGCAGCGUAUGAGUAUCUGCUGGGAAUGCCUUUGUGGAGCCUGACGUGGGAGCGCGUGGAGCAGUUGGAGCAGGAGAGAAGGGGCAAGGAGGAGGAGGUGGUGGUGCUGCAGGCGACCUCGCCUCUGCAGCUGUGGGAGAGAGACCUGGAUUUGUUCCUGGAGACUCUUGAGCAGCACCAGCAGCAGUGCUGCGAGGAGGAGGAGGUGGUGCCGCUGCAGUCCACGUCGCCUCAGCAGCUGUGA
Closterium sp. NIES-65 is the source of this 8676-nucleotide messenger RNA. NCBI's taxonomy places the organism in Eukaryota, Viridiplantae, Streptophyta, Zygnematophyceae, Desmidiales, Closteriaceae. The record is from the annotation of a GenBank genome assembly.